Messenger RNA from Aspergillus oryzae RIB40, 672 nucleotides. RefSeq lists its product as uncharacterized. NCBI's taxonomy places the organism in Eukaryota, Fungi, Ascomycota, Eurotiomycetes, Eurotiales, Aspergillaceae. The transcript has a single exon. The record is from RefSeq and is a predicted model, not a curated record. The coding region runs from base 1 to 672 and encodes 223 amino acids. Gene Ontology annotation, cellular component: transcription factor TFIIIC complex. Gene Ontology annotation, biological process: transcription initiation at RNA polymerase III promoter.
AUGCGCAGACGGCCCGUCGCUACCCCAAGGGUCCUGAAGAAUCUCACUCGGGUCCCAGAUCUUUUAAGUCUAUUCGAAGCGCUUCCUUACUGUGGCUACUCCUUCAAAAAUGGGCCCUGGAAACAUGCUCUUGUAGCAUUUGGAAUUGACCCAAGACUGGGACCUGAAUAUAGGAUGUAUCAAACUUAUGAAUUUCCGUGGAACUAUGACCCUAUAAUCGCGGAGCCUUCUGUUAUAUCACCCCUAACCGUCGAAAUAUCGUUCCCAAGAGUGGUUCGCACUAAGCACAGCGACAACUCUCACGUUUUUGACGGAAAUUUACUAUAUACAGAUGACAAUAUCUGGCAAUAUUGUGACAUUUCUGAUGAUCAACUUCAUCGAAUCUGGUCGACAACUACAAUUCGUCACUCUUUCUGUCCCCAGAAUGGAUUUUUCUAUAACGGCACGAAUGCAAAACUAUGGGAAAUCAUGUCUGACAAAGUUAUGACCAUACGAGAUGGAGAAGAGCCUGCAGUGGAUGAUUAUGAGUGUCUAUUGGACAUCCCGGACGACUACAAAGGUGGUUCCCGUAGUGGUGAUCGCAAGAGAUAUGGCCAAAGCUUCGGGCAGAACUACACUCGCAAGCAAGCCUUCAUGAGAUCUUUAAUCCUGAAAAAGGCACAAUCUCUAUAA